Molecule: messenger RNA, 3015 nt
Organism: Syngnathoides biaculeatus (alligator pipefish)
Lineage: Eukaryota; Metazoa; Chordata; Actinopteri; Syngnathiformes; Syngnathidae
Gene: prkag3b
Product: protein kinase, AMP-activated, gamma 3b non-catalytic subunit
Exons: 2
Coding region: 1022-2728 (568 amino acids)
Molecular function (GO): nucleic acid binding; zinc ion binding
Source: RefSeq, a predicted model, not a curated record
UUAAGUUUUUUUAGAAACCAAGCUUGUUGAAGUUUAUUUUGCUGGCACUAAAUUGUCACGUUUAUGCCUUAAUAUACUGUUUAAUAUUUGUAAUACAUACAGUAUGUUUGUGAGCAGCAUGGUGGAAACUGGUGAGCAGGUUUGCCUCACAGUUCUGAGGACAUGUUUAAAUCUGCCAAGUUGUAUUUUGUGUUCCAAACAAGUGGAGCCUGUAACUGUGUCAUUUCUUGGUUCAGGGAGUAUACUGACAUGCACGUCAAAGCUCAUCUGACAAAACAGAGGAAUUGAAUGAAGUAGCGUUGUAGGACUGAUGGGAGGCAAAUUUUUAUCUUUGAAAAAACCUCUUUGAGUCGUCACCUUCUCGUGGUGGAGGGAUUUGUGUGUCCCAAUGAUACUAGGAGCUAAGUAUUCUUCAUGCCCCUGGAGGGUCACCCACAGCAAAAAGGUCCAAGAUGAGGGAGCAGAAAGAGCACGGCUCCAUAAACCCCUGUGGCGAAUACAAAACUUGGAUGAUGUUUCCCUUGCCAGGAUGCGGGGUCACUGGGGCCCCCUCUGUAGCCAGGCCUGGAGGUAGGACUCAAAGGCGAGGACCCUGGUGCCAGGCAUGCACCAAAGAGUCUUGGCCGGGUACAGCCCGAAUGUCAUGAUCCUGGAUUCCAGCCAGGGCUGGGCGUGGCCAUCUAAUCGGAAGGGUCACACCUGCGCCUCAUGACCUCCGAUUAGCCCCAGUACAUAUAGGACCCAGGGGACGACAGAGACUCUGCUAGAUCGUUGCCUCUCAUGCCUCGUUCCCGCACUACCGUACACCUGACGGCUAGCUCCCGUGUACCGACCAACGCCUGUCUCCCGACCUACCCCGUAAGCCUGCCGUUACUGAUCUUGCUGCUUGUUUGGACUGACUCCCUGGUAACCGACAUUGGAACGAAUAAAGGCUUAUUCCGCACUGCUUACCUCUCACCUGAGUCGUGCAUUUGGGUCCACCCCCGAGUCUCGUCCGUGACAGAACGAUCUAGCCAAGAACAUGGACCCAGCCGACUCUGAAGCCAUUCGCCGUGCGCUGCAAGUGCAGGGCAAACGCCUGGGUGAGCAAGAGGCUGCUCUCCAGGGUAUGACUCACCAGAUCCAGGAGCUCUGCACCCAGCUACAACCGUGGCUAGCCUCCCAAGCUAGCGCGGCCGCUCCUGUGCCUCCCCGUGCCACCAUCACUCCGCUCUCUCGACCAGAGCGGUUCUCAGGCGACUCCGGUAACGUCAAGCCCUUCCUGGCGCAGUGGGAUCUCCACUUUGAGCUGCAAGCUUCCGCUUUUCCCACGGACCGCUCCCGAAUCCCCUUCGUCAUUUCCCACAUGACAGGGAGGGCGGAGGCAUGGGCCACCGCCAAGUGGAGCCGUAACUCGGAGACCUGCCGCUCAUGGGCGAGCUUCGUCUGCGCGCUUACCCAGGUGUUCCAGUAUGCGGCUCCGGAACGCCAGGCGGCGUCGUCACUCAUGACAAUUCGCCAGGGGCGUUGCCGCGUGUCCGACUACGCCAUCGAGUUCCGUAUUCGGGCUGCCGAGAGCCGCUGGAAUGAGGAAGCCCUCCAUGACGCGUUUUACGAGGGACUGUCCCCACAAAUCCGUGGUCACCUCGUGGCCAUGGAUCUUCCGCCUUCGCUUAACUCCCUCAUCGCAUUGGCCCUCAAGGUGGACCAGCGCCUCACCGUGCAGAGACAGAUGGAGGGCCUGAGGGAGGAGGAGAGGGAGAGUCACAGUCCGGUUGUUUCCGCUUCCCAGCCACCCGUGUUGUCAGCUUCACCAGAAGCCAUGCAAGUGGAGGGGCUUGGCAGCUCAGCGGAGGAGCGCUUACGUCAGCGACGAGAGGGACGCUGUUUUUACUGCAGGCGAUUGGGACACUUGAUCGCCCGUUGCCCGACUCGACCAGGGCAUUCUGACAUCAGGAUCACUACUCCGGUGAGUGUGCGGUACACCGCGACGGGGUCAGGGGGGUCCCUUCUUCACCUCACCUUGGGAACGGACUCCCGUUCAUGCUCUGUGACGGCUUUCAUAGAUUCUGGGUUGGAAGCAAACCUGAUAAAUCCCCGCGUGGUCGAGGAGCUGGGGGCGGCAACCUUCCCCACGCAACGGUUUCGUCACGCCUAUGCCGCCAACGGCAAGUUCCUUUGUCGGGUUACACAUCGUACUCAGACGCUACGUAUGAGCUUUCCGGACGCUCACUCGGAGCGAAUUAGCUUUCAUGUCUUCGACGCACGUAGUAGCGACAUCAUCUUGGGCAGUCCGUGGCUCAAAGAACAUAAUCCGCACAUAGAUUGGACCACGGGUCAGAUCAAGACUUGGGGUGAGGACUGUCUCAGUCGUUGUUUUGCUGUCCGGAGAGACAGGGGUAUUCAAGUCGCGCCGGUUCGGCUAACAGAACCUGGUACUGCCCUGGACCUGACCGCAGUGCCCUCCUGCUAUCAUGACCUACGGGAGGUCUUCUCUGAAUCUAAGGCAAAGUCUCUACCGCCACAUCGGUCAUACGACUGCGCGAUUGAACUCCUGCCAGGCACCUUUCCUACCAGAGGGAAACUGUUCUCUUUAACGCGACCAGAGCAUCAAGCCAUGAGGGACUACAUCGAGGACUCGCUGGCAGCCGGACUCAUUCGUCCCUCAUCUUCACCAGCCGGUGCGGGGUUUUUUUUGUCAAGAAGAAGGACUCCACGCUGCGACCCUGCAUCGACUACCGAGGACUGAACGACAUCACAGUCAAGAACAGGAAUGCUGACCAUCACAGACUUCAUCAACAUUCUCCAUCGUUAUUACAAGUCUCCUCUGGUGAGCCAACAGAUUGUAAUUAUUUGAUGCAAUUAAUUCUAAUUGUAUCAAAAUGCACAGGUGUAUUCACAUUUGUCAUAUCUGUGGUUGCUUUAGCAUGUGUGUUCUUCUACAAAGUAGUGAGCCAAUGAACAAGCCAGUUGAUGGAUUUGUGUUGAUUACAGGUUCAGAUAUAUGAGUUGGAGGAGCACAAGAUAGAGACGUGG